Messenger RNA from Chlamydomonas reinhardtii, 4400 nucleotides. RefSeq lists its product as uncharacterized. NCBI's taxonomy places the organism in Eukaryota, Viridiplantae, Chlorophyta, Chlorophyceae, Chlamydomonadales, Chlamydomonadaceae. Gene Ontology annotation, molecular function: metallopeptidase activity. Bases 41 to 2896 code for a protein of 951 amino acids. The transcript is spliced from 11 exons. The record is from RefSeq and is a predicted model, not a curated record.
CGACUACUUACCCAAUCAGUAGUUGGUAUUCGCCAGCACUAUGGCCAAAAAGCAAAAUUACCAUUUGGAGGACUCGGCCCCCUCGGUUAGCGUUCACAGCGAGGGCUUUGACGACUUUGUGGAGAACGAGUCCCAGGGACACGAGCAAGAAGGUCGCUGGCGGCCUCCUUAUGGUCUCCUGGCUGUGGCGCUCUUCCUAGCGGUCUGCGUGGGCUUCGGUGGAGGUUUUGGAGCGGGUUGGGCCGCACACCCGGACACUCAGACGGUCGCUCCGGCAGUCCCCGUCGCAGAUGUUAGCAAUGGCUCGGCCGCAAGCGGGAAUGUGGACAUCAUCCGCGCGUUCAUGCCUAUUGACUACGAGCGGAAUGCCAACAACAAGGCCAUUCAAACACACUAUGACCAGACUAGCAUCCUGAACCCGGCGUUCCACGCGCUGUCAGUGGUCAUCAGCACGCUGGGCGGCACCAACGCCACGUAUGACCCCAACGUGCUGCGCAUCUACGUGCUGUCCAAGUACAAGGGCAGCCAGGACUUGCUGGCGCGCCUCUUCAACGUGGCGCAGCGCCUGCAGGUGUCGCCCGACUUCAACGCGCAGCUGUACCAGCUGACCACCAGCCUGGCGGACGUGUUUGGCUACAUCCGCGACAAUCAGAGCAAGAUGGGCACCGCCUCGGGCGCCGGCGGCCGCCGCCUGCUGGCUGCCAACUCGGCUGAGCCGCUGGCGGUGCAGCUGGUCAAGGCGUUCAUCAAGAGCGGCCUGCAGGCGCCGGCGCUGCAGGGCGCGCUGGGCGACCUGACGCCCAUCUUUGGUGACGUGGACGCGAUUGUGGACCUGGUGGUGGACUUGUGGAACUCCAUCCGCGGCAUUGCGGCUGAGGCCAACUCCAUCGCCGCGACCCAGCAGGACUACCACCCCAGCUUCGAGCCGCCGCCGCCGCCCACACCCGUCCAGGUUGGCAACGUGAACGUCAGCGUGCUCACCUGGAACCCCAUCAUUGCGGGCGAGGAGGGCGACGACAUUGUGCAGGACGUGCCGCGCGGCUCCAGCCGUCGCCGGCUUCUGCAGGACAACCAGAUCGUCAUCCCGCUGCCCGCCGGCUUCACGCCCCAGAAGCCCGCCAACCUCCCCACUGUCCUCAUCCCGCUGGUCUGGCACAUCAUGAUGUACCAGAACGGAGAUGGCACGUACGGCCCGCCUGGCUAUGACAAGGCCUGCGACAUGGCGCAGCGCAUGAUCGCCAUUGCCAAUUUCCGCCUCAUGCCCGCGCGCUUCCAGCUCUUUUUGCAGGAGUGCCGCAACACCCCCUCGUACCAGUACCUGAUUAAGCCCAGCCGUGAGGCCUGGAUCAACUGCGCCUCGCCCGGCUUUUUCUACGACCUGUGCGGCGACGUGAUCCAGCCCUCGGCCGUGGACUUCCCCCGCGCCAUUAACAUCUACGUGGUCGGCGAGCAGCCGCCCACCGACUGGGUUGGCUACGCCUUCGCGCCCGGCGCCACCGACGACCCUUUCUACGGCCACAUGGGCCUGACCUGGACCACCCUGUCCACGGACGGCGUCAACAACCGUGCCAACUUCGAGUCGGGCGCCUCAGCCCUGGUGCACGAGACCAUGCACCACCUGGGCAUGGCGCACACCUUUGCCGACGGCGAGUGCGUUGACGACGAUGCCUCGACCGGUGUCACUGACACGCCCGAGAGCAGCGGCCCUGUGUGGAGCCAGCCGUGGGCCCAGAAGGCCUACAUCGGCUGCAUGAACGCCUGGAACAAGGUGCUGACAUCCAACUGGGACACCGCCAACCGCCAGGCCUCCCUGCGCGUGGGCAUUCCCACCACCGACGUGAACCCCGCAUUCGACUCGUGCCCAAGCGGCAGUGGCUCUGAUGAGACCGCCAACUAUAUCACCUACACCUACGACAUCUGCCUGCUGGCCAUGGGCCACCUGACCUCGGGCCAGAUCACUGCGAUGCACCAGAUCACCGCCGACAACAACCCCACGCUGUACGCCUGGGGCCAGUACUACGCUCAGAACCCGCCCGCCGGCUACACGCCACCGGUCGCCGCCACGCCCUCGCCCUCCCCCAAGCCCUCGCCGUCCCCAUCCCCCAAGCCAAGCCCGAGCCCCAGCCCGAGCCCCAGCCCCAGCCCUUCUCCCAGCCCAACCACCAGCAAUACCGGCUGCCAGUCCAGCACCAACAAGGGCUGCAAGUGCGUGAACAGCUGGAGCUACCAAAACAACCAGUACAGCGACUGCGUAACCGUGCCGGGCGAGGAGGACAAGGGCAACUGGUGCCAGGUCGACCGCAGCAACGGCGACUGCGCCAACGCCCGCAACGGCUGGUGGGACUACUGCACGCCCAGCUGCGGCACGAACCCCGCCCCGUCUCCUUCUCCCUCGCCGUCGCCCAAGCCCAGCCCCUCGCCCACCAACAGUGGCGGCACCCCCAACUGCGGCGCCGGCGCCACCACCAAGCAGGGCCUCACCUGCACCAUGGCCAACUGGAAGCUGAAGGACUCGACCACCGUCUACCAGGGCUGUGCCAACCCCAACAACGACCCCAAGGGCUCCUGGUGCGUCCUGGCCAAGGGCCAGUCCACCGCUGCUGGUUCGGCCUGGGACUACUGCCCCGACGCCUGCAACACUGCCGCCCCGCCCGCCGACACUGCCAGCUACCCCAAGGCAUACAACUGCAAGAACGGGUUCACGGGCCUGCCCGGCACCUCGUGCACGUGCUCUAACAGCUACGCCAUCAGCUUCCAGGGCUACGGCACCAAGUACACCGGCCAGUCCGGCUGCACCGAGUUUGAGGAGACGGGCUCCGGCAUGUGCGUCACCACCUGCACCAAGAACGCCGACAAGUCAUUCAACAACAAGCCCUACACGUGUGCUUGCAAGUAAACGACGGUACCUAAUUAGGCCGGGCCGGGCUCGUGCACGCCGUUAUGCUCACAACGGGUGCUUGCCUUCCGCACAAGGCAUAGUUGGUACUGGGUGGCCUGAAAGGGAUCUCUUGCACCUUGACCGCGGAGGGAGUGCAGGCCGCAGUGGCGCAUGGAGAGGUAGCGGCCUUGCCCACAUCUCCUGCCGCCACCGCAGACCAGCAGUCGUGCGCGGGCUGGGCCAGUAGUUGGUAGUACUUGAAGUAUGGAGGGCUUGAACACAUUACUUGGCGUAUUUGGGCUGUUUGGAGCCGUGCUCCCAAUCGGCGGCUUGAAUGAAGGCUUACGUAGCGCGUGGUGCCGCGGGUUUCUGGCGACUGUGUUGUAGUUUGCGACCGAAGGGUGAUGGGACCCAGAGAAUUAAGAACGACAACCACCGUCACCACGUUGCAGCAGUUGACUGCUCCCAUAAGCGCCAUAAGCGCUGGAGCUUAGUAAACUGUGUUGGGGUUGGCAGGAUAGCGUUCGCAUGAUGGAUUGGUGUCCCCAAUCUGCAGGCGUGGGGGCAGUUGUGGCGUGUGGCAGUGGUGCGCAUAGAGAAGUUGUUGGGCGUGCAGUGUUUGUGUUUGCUUGGUGUUGCGUAUCUAGUAUUGCGUGUUGCGACUUCCUGCGACUAUAUCCAGCUCCAGCUUUCCCAUCUUGUCAUCUAAACACGCUUAGGAGCGGCCUUGCCGGGGGUAGCUUUUUGUGCAAGGGCUUUGCGCACGAAAAUGAUUUGUACUCUUGAUUGCUCGAGGUCGCGGGCUUCAUGCUAUUGACCGCUGGCGGCUGUGUGUGUACCGCACCUGGCAAAGUGUGUGCGUUGCAUUCCUUCAUUCAUCCCCUAGCAACACGCGUAAUCGAAGAGCGGCAUGGCUUAUCUGCACACACCAUGCGGUGAGCAUAAAAGUAAGGCUGCUAGUUGGGGCUCACUCAUAGCAGUGGAAGAGGCGCAUUCAGGUGCGCGGGAUGAGGCGCUGGUUGAUGAGUACACUGCACUUGUUGCGGUUCGCAAACUGGCACGCCCAAUUGUAAUGGUACUCUUCCACGAAUAGCUGCGUUACGGGUGUUACAUGUCCGCGGCCUUGGGGUAUAACCGUGGGCCUGAGGCCUUUCCCCCCUCGUCGCACGGAGCGGUCGAGCGGCCACCAUCCAGCGACGGGACCGCCUUUGACCUGUGCGCUUGUGACGACUUGAAGUCGUUUAAGGGGUUGUAUGGGGCCCAUCGGCCGCCGUAGGCCGUAGCGGCCUCCCCCUGUCGACGGACUUAUGAUCUGGAGCCGGACGGCAUGUCAAAAUUGUCAACUGGGGUUGCCUCCGCCUCCAGCAGUAGCAGCGUGCAAGUGCGUCAGCGCGUGGCACGGGGGGCAGGCAAGGCCAUGUGUAAGAGGGCGCGGCGCCACCCGAGAACUUGAGACUUGAGACCUGCUGGUGUCUGAUUUGCUGUUUUUGCUGGCGAGCCCCGGGGGGGUAGCGUUUCGGGG